CUGACAUCUGCAGCCAUGGAGCUCAUCUCCUCUGCACUGCUGACACUCAUAGCUGCCUCUGUAAUUCUCUACAUAUAUUCCUUUAUUACUAACUGCAUUACAAGCCCUAGGAACUUUCCUCCAGGACCCCGACCUCUGCCAGUGAUCGGGAAUCUGCACAUUAUCAACCUCAAAAAGCCCUACCUGACUCUGAUGGAGCUUUCAAAAACCUAUGGCUCAGUAUUCAGCAUUCAGAUGGGAAUGAAAAAAAUGGUGGUGUUGACCGGGUAUGAGGCUGUGAAGAAUGCUCUGGUUGGACAUGCGGAGGAGUUUGGUGAAAGAGGAUGUAUUCCAAUACUUGAAAAAAUUGAUAAAGGAAUGGGUAUCAUUUUUGCACAUGGCGAAAACUGGAAAGCCAUGAGAAGAUUUUCCAUCAGCACAUUACGUGAUUUUGGCAUGGGAAAAAGUACUAUAGAAGACAGGAUUCUGGAAGAAAGUGAUCAUUUGGUGCAGAGGUUCCAGACCUUUCAAGGGAAACCCUUUGACAAUUCUGUGAGUAUAACUGCUGCAGUUGGAAACAUCAUUGUGUCUGUAGCCCUUGGACAUCGCAUGGAUUAUGAGGACCCCACCUUUCUAAGACUUCUGAAGCUAACAAAUGAGAAUGUUCGACUUGCUGGAACACCAAUGAUUGCACUUUACAAUAUGUUCCCUGGUGUGAUUGGCCUGUUUCCUGGGAGUCACAAAACACUUUUCAGCAAUAUGGAAGCAGUACAUGAGUAUAUUACAAAGACAUUUGUCAAUCAUCUAAAGGAGUUAGAUCAGGAUGAUCAGAGGAGCUUCAUUGAUGCCUUUCUUGUGAGACAAAAAGAGGAGGAAGGUAAUCCCGACACAUACUUUCACAGCAGAAACCUCCUAAGUCUUGUGAGAAAUUUGUUUUCCGCUGGAAUGGAAACUACAGCAGCCACCCUCCGCUGGGGUCUUCUUCUCAUGACAAAAUAUCCAGAAAUUCAAGAAAAAGUACAAAACGAAAUUGCAAAAGUGAUCGGCACUGUGCAGCCUAAAUACAACCAUCGUCAUCAAAUGCCUUAUACCAAUGCUGUUCUACAUGAGAUCCAAAGAUUUGCAAAUAUAUUACCAAUGAACCUACCCCAUCAGACUACUAAGGAUGUCCACUUUAUGGGCUACUUUAUUCCAAAAGAUACCUACAUUAUCCCUCUUCUUGCAUCUGUCCUUCAUGACAAGACUCAGUUUGCAGAGCCUCACAUAUUUAAUCCUCAACAUUUCCUGGACUCACAAGGAAAUUUUCUGAAGAAAGAUGCUUUCAUGCCAUUUUCAGCAGGUCGAAGGAUGUGUGCUGGAGAAACUCUUGCAAAAAUGGAGUUGUUUCUUUUCUUCACAAGUCUUCUGCAAAAAUUUACAUUCCAGAAGCCUCCGCAGGUUCAUGAUGUGGAUCUAACACCUGCUGUUGGACUGACCACUCCACCAAUGCCUCAUACAAUUUGUGCUAUUGAACGGUUUUAAUAAGCCAGGAUAAGCUGUACAUAAACAUAUAUAUAGUCUGUUUCUUGCGUUGGAUUCCGUUAUGUUUUAAGUCCAAUGUAUCAGAUGUCUUAACAUUAGAACUGUACUGGAAAAGAAGAACAAGAUUAAUGUGUUUUUUUUACCUCUGAAAUUAAAAACAAACAAAGCAUA
This is a messenger RNA of Rana temporaria (common frog), 1671 nucleotides long. RefSeq names its product cytochrome P450 2K6-like. The coding region runs from base 16 to 1500 and encodes 494 amino acids. NCBI's taxonomy places the organism in Eukaryota, Metazoa, Chordata, Amphibia, Anura, Ranidae. Gene Ontology annotation, biological process: xenobiotic metabolic process. Gene Ontology annotation, molecular function: iron ion binding; heme binding; oxidoreductase activity, acting on paired donors, with incorporation or reduction of molecular oxygen, reduced flavin or flavoprotein as one donor, and incorporation of one atom of oxygen. The transcript is spliced from 9 exons. Gene Ontology annotation, cellular component: intracellular membrane-bounded organelle; cytoplasm. The record is from RefSeq and is a predicted model, not a curated record.